Phycodurus eques (leafy seadragon) is the source of this 7938-nucleotide messenger RNA. RefSeq names its product protocadherin 17 (gene pcdh17). NCBI's taxonomy places the organism in Eukaryota, Metazoa, Chordata, Actinopteri, Syngnathiformes, Syngnathidae. The transcript has 5 exons. Gene Ontology annotation, biological process: homophilic cell-cell adhesion. Bases 803 to 4222 code for a protein of 1139 amino acids. Gene Ontology annotation, cellular component: plasma membrane. The record is from RefSeq and is a predicted model, not a curated record. Gene Ontology annotation, molecular function: calcium ion binding.
CUCAAGACCCGUCCAAACGUCCACAACACACUUUGCAACACAGCCGAGAACUCACCGGUUCUCUUGUAACGGCACAUUGAGUUGAUGCAGAAUGCAAACGAACUGUAGCCUCUCCGCCCUUCGGCACUUUGGAUGAGGACGCCGGGCAAGGACACCACCCCGCCGCUGCUGAUUCUUCUGACGUCCACUUUGGAUCCUACCUUGCCGCGCAUCUGGAUGUCCAUCCUUUUUCGAACACGGGUGACUCACAGUUAGCAGAAGGCGAGCCUCUGCAUCUUAAUCACACAGCAAAGAGGACUUCAGCUCAUUGACAUUACAGUCAGACUUUCCUGAAGCCGCUUCAUUUAUUUAUUUACACUGCGGUGUAUUGUAGCCUGCAAAGAAAAGGGAUGCACAUUUUACUUGUCAUUUAAGGGUGUCAAACUCACCCAAACCCAUUUGGGAACUGACUUUGGAUAUUUGUAUUUUUACAAUAUUUCUGGAUUAUUAUGAGAAAUCAUAGGUGGUAUCAUUUUUUGUUCACAAUGAGUAUUCAAUUUGGAGAGUGGAUCAUGAUUGCUCAAAUGACUCUGAGUGCGCCGCGGAAUAAGAAUUAGCCGUUCAGCACCACAAAUUGCUGGGAGAGGCAGAAGAGGAGCGCAACAGAUCAAACACAAUCCACUAAGGCAAAUGUCAAGACCUCACAUGAUGAACAGGACUCUGCAUUUGAUCUCAAGUAAUAUUAUCCGAAUCUAAUAAAAUAUCAACAGGUUAAAGGCAGCACAGAGAGUACAGAGCUUUUUGCCACUACUACAGAGUGGGGAUGUAUCUUUCUAUUUUCUUUUUCCUCCUCUUAUGGGCUCAAGCCCUGACAUUGAAAAACUUGAAUUACUCUGUCCCAGAGGAACAAGGUCCGGGAACAGUAAUUGGAAACAUUGCCAAAGAUGCCAGACUUGGACUGGAACUGAAUGGGCAGGGAGGGCAGGGAAAGAAAGCCAACUUCAGGGUGUUGGAGAAUUCAGCACCCCAUCUCAUCGAUGUUGACCCCCAGAGUGGACUACUUUAUACAAAGCAACGCAUUGACAGAGAAACAUUGUGUAAGAGAAACCCAAAGUGCCAGCUCUCCAUGGAAGUGUUUGCCAAUGACAAGGAGAUCUGCAUGAUUAAAAUAGACAUCCAAGACAUCAAUGACAACUCACCCGUUUUCCCUUCAGAUCAGAUUGAUAUUGACAUAUCUGAAAAUGCAGUUCCAGGGACGCGCUUUCCUUUGACCAGCGCACAUGAUCCAGAUGCAGGGGAAAAUGGCCUGAAAACCUAUCAGAUAACACGUGAUGACUAUAAUCUCUUUUCUUUGGAGGUAAAAUCCCGCGGGGAUGGAACGAAGUUCCCAGAAUUGGUUAUUCAAAGACCACUGGACCGGGAAGAAAGAAGUCACCACACUCUUAUAUUGUCAGCCACCGAUGGUGGGGAAUAUCCAAGGUCAGGUACCAUGCAGAUAAAUGUUAAAGUCAUUGAUUCAAAUGACAACAGCCCUGUAUUUGACCAGGCCUCCUAUGUUGUUGAAAUUCCUGAAAAUUCACCUCCUGGUAAAGUCCUGAUCGAUUUAAAUGCCACAGAUCCUGAUGAGGGCAACAAUGGACAAGUAGUCUAUUCUUUUAGUGGCUAUGCCCCAGAGAGAAUCCGGGAGCUGUUCUCAAUAGAUUCCAGAACAGGGGUCAUAAAGAUUCAGGGUGAAAUAGACUAUGAGGAGAGCCCAGUUAUUGAGAUUGACGUCCAGGCAAAGGACCUCGGACCCAAUCCGAUCCCAGGCCAUUGUAAAGUCACUGUUAAAGUGCUAGACAGGAAUGAUAACUGGCCCUCUAUUGGCUUUGUGUCCGUAAGACAGGGAGCCAUCAGCGAAUCAGCUCCUCCAGGCACUGUUAUUGCACUGGUUCGUGUCACAGACAAGGACUCUGGCAGGAAUGGGCAGCUUCAAUGCAGAGUGUUGGGUAAUGUCCCUUUUAAACUAGAAGAGAACUACGAUAACUUCUACACAGUGGUGACAGACAGGCCAUUGGACAGAGAGGUACAAGAUGAGUAUAAUGUCACCAUCGUGGCCAAAGACAAUGGUCUUCCCCCUCUGAAUUCCACAAAAUCCUUCUCUGUAAAGAUUCUGGAUGAGAAUGACAAUAUCCCCUGCUUUACCAAAUCAGUUUACCUUCUCCAGAUACCAGAGAACAAUAUUCCGGGGGAGUUCUUGGGUUCAGUUGUUGCUCAUGACCCAGAUUUAGGCCAGAAUGGCACAGUGUACUACAGCAUUAUUAACUCCAAUGUUAGUGGAGGUGAUGUCAAUACUUAUGUAAAUGUGAAUGCUGCCAAUGGAGCCAUAUAUGCAGUGAGGUCAUUCAACUAUGAGCAAAUCAAAUAUUUUGAUUUCAAGGUUCUUGCCCGAGAUGCUGGCUCGCCACACCUAGAGAGCAACGCUACGGUGCGCAUCAGUGUUCUGGAUGUCAAUGAUAACAUACCUGUCAUUGUUCUACCCCUUUUACAAAAUGAUACUGCUGAAAUCCAUGUACCACGCAAUGUUGGUGUUGGCUACAUUGUCACCACAUUGAGAGCAGUGGACAAUGACUAUGGUGAGAGUGGGAGACUCACCUAUGAGAUCUCAGAUGGGAAUGAAGAGCACCUUUUUGAUAUAGAUCCAGUGACUGGCGAAGUGCGAACAGCCCACCCUUUCUGGGACAAUGUAAAUCCCACUGUUGAGCUGAUCAUCCGUGUGUCAGAUCACGGCAAGCCAACCCUCACUGCUGCUGCUAGGCUUAUCAUUAAAGCCUCCAAUGGACAUCCUGCUGAUGGACUGCUGCAUGUCGAUGACAAUCAGAACUGGGACAUGUCGCUGCCUCUCAUUGUAACUCUCAGUAUAAUAUCAAUCAUGCUUCUGGCUGCCAUGGUCAUCAUAGCGGUCAAGUGCAAGAGGGAAAACAAGGAGAUACGAACCUAUAACUGUCGAAUUGCAGAAUAUUCCCAUCCACAGCUGGGGAAAGGCAAGAAAAAGAAGAUUAACAAGAAUGACAUCAUGCUGGUGCAGAGCGAGGUGGAGGAGCGGGAUGCCAUGAAUGUGAUGAAUGUGGUAAGCAGUCCUUCCUUGGCCACCUCUCCCAUGUACUUUGACUACCAGACACGCCUGCCACUCAGCUCACCAAGAUCAGAGGUCAUGUACCUUAAACCCACUUCCAAUAACCUCAGCGUGCCCCAAGGCCACGUGGGAUGCCACACCAGCUUCACAGGCCCAGUCACCAGCAUUACAGACACACCUACUAACCGCAUGUCCAUCAUACAGACGGAUAGUUUCCCCACUGAACCUAAUUACAUGGGAAGCAGACAACAGUUUGUUCAGAGUAGUUCCACAUUCAAAGACCCAGAACGAGCGAGUCUCCGAGACAGCGGCCAUGGUGACAGCGACCAGGCUGACAGUGACCAGGACACCAACAAAGGCUCCUGCUGUGACAUGUCUGCAAAGGAAGCGCUUAAAUUGAAGGCUACAGGUGUUAGGCUGCCUCCGUUGGAACAAGAUGAGGAGUGUUUGAAUUGUACUGAGGAGUGCCGAGUACUGGGUCAUUCUGACCGCUGCUGGAUGCCACAGUUCUCUGGUGGAGGAAACCAGGCAGAGGGUGUUGAUUACCGCAAUAACAUGUUUGUGCCAGUAGGGAUGGAAAGCGUGCCUGAGACGGAGACCUUCGAGACUGUCAACCCCAAUGGCAAAAAAACAUUCUGCACAUUUGGCAAGGAGCGCCGUGAUCACACCAUCCUCAUAGCAAACGUUAAGCCCUACUUAAAGGCAAAACGGGCCCUCAGCCCAUUGCUCCAAGAGGUUCCUUCGGCAUCAGGGAGUCCAGUCAAGGGGUGUUCCACCACAUGUUCCUCAGUUAAAAGUCCGGCUGACGGGGCUGAAGGCAAACCUCCUCUUGCCACCUGCUCCGGCUACUACGGCCCUCCUGAUGGCCAGUACCUGUCGCCCACCAAACAAAACAGGGAGCAAGGGGUCUACCCACCGUUGCCUCCUUCAGACCCAGUGGCCAAAGUGCUUGCCGAGGCCCGCACCAGAAUCAGUCAAGAAAACAGAGGAGAAAUGGAGUGUGUGCUGGAGCAGGUGGAGCCUGAUGUGAGUCGUGAUGGAAUGGAUGCUGACCAGGUGGUCAGAGACAUUGACAAGCUUUUGCAGGACUGCAGAGGAAAUGAGGCCACUGGCACACUGAGGAAGUGAUACAACAGACAAAUUAAAAGGAAGAAAGAACAUUGAGUGUGGAAUAAGAAAGACUCUCAUGCCAAAACUGUCACCAAAAGUAAUACAAACGUUUAAAUUUCUCAUGUUUUUCUCAUGGUAUGCAAAAAUACCAACCCUGAACUGACUAUGAGAACAUUUAUUAUGAGUCAUUUGAAAGCAGUUCAAAUGACAAACUCCUUACCAAGAAAAAAAUAUCUAUACUGGGACAUCUGAAACCUGCUGAAAUUCUAUGUUCCUUGUGUUUCUGAUUUUCAAGAAGAUAGCAGAGGAUUGAGCCUCUGGCAUCUUGCAAGAUAUUAUCGAAGUGCCCACCAGCUCAUGAGUUUGUUUUUCAAAGUCUCUCGUGAAAUCCUACAUAUGUGUUUGUAGGUGAAUUUCUUUUAUGGGACGGCCAUAGACAAUGGAAAAGGAAAGGACUUUAUAAUGUCAGACAUAGCAAUCUACGUGAUGACAGACAUGGAUUCUGAUAUUGGGACAGUAACUGGCCAAAAUACACAAAACAACCUUAUGUUUGGUGACUUUAAUGUAGGUGUUUAACGUGAUGGAUUAUGUGUGUAAACCCGAAGGGAUUGGAAAUCAGGGCUUUGAUGGAAAGAUUGUGAUCUUUUUGGACUGGUUAGGAUUAGAGGGGACUAAUGCGCCGCUGAACGAGAAUUUCAGUGUAACCAUGUUUUUCAGCUACCAUUUGUAGCCGCGUGUAAGCUUUGUCUGUCUCACGCUUCUAUUCAAACAUUCAUGAUGCUGACCAGUGUCGUCGCACGCACCACUUCUAUACGCCGACACGCUCACAAGCACUGACUCCCUACACUACAGACACUGAUGCACACACACACACACACACACACUGGCCACUUGUGUAAUUGUCGUAUACAUGUACAUCAUCAGUUUUCAGUCCUUUGUGUACAGUGAAUUUCCAUGUGUGUGGCAAUGCCUUCAGGCAAUCACAAGUUGUAUAAAAAGGGACAUUUUUCCUCAACUGUAAAAAAAAAUCUAUAUGAUUAUAUAGAUACCUAUAUGUAAGAUUCCAUGUAUAAUGUCCUAAUAACAAAAUAUUUAUACAUUUUUAUAUAUAUAAAAAAAAAGAAAGAAAUGAGGAAUCUCAGCAAAAAGUGUCCUUGAGUUAAGGCCAAGAGUGGGGUAAGAACUCAGAACUACAAAGGAGACUGCCUCUGUUUUGAUGACAAAUAUUCAAAAAAAUAAUAAAGGAAAUGUCCCUUCACAUUAUCACUAUACAUACUAUCAUUAUAUGUGAAAAUGUAUUCAAUUUAGAUGUGUCGACAUCAAAAAAAGACAUAUUUUUAUUCAUUUUAUUACAAUUUAUGUGCAUUUGAGCCAAAUUGUUAUGUGGACAAAAGCUAUAUUGUGUAUUUUAUGAAAUUAAUAUAUAGUUGUGUUGCAAAAUACAUGGGCUUAUAUUGUAUUUGGCAAAGGUUGCCUUAGUAGCUGUCGAACUCUGUGAGUUUGCUUUAGUUUGGGAAUUUGUUGGUGUUUUGUUUUCCUCCCUUUUCUGCAUCUUUGCCGACUGGCUUCAGUGCUUUUGAGAUGUUUUCCCUGAGAUUCAGCUGUAUUUACCACAAUAACCUUUGAAAGCUUAAUGAGCCAGCUAGCAGAUUUACAACACAACACAAAACUCACCAACAACAAUAACACAAAAAAAGCAAAGACCACAAAAUAACUAUUGGUAUUUUUAAGGAGCCGAUUUUUUACAGGGCAGCUAUUUACUUUAACAAGAGCUAGUAUGCAAAUUUUUGUGUUCAAUAUGUUUUUUACUUUCAAUUCCCAAAAAAAAAAAAAAGAAACCUGCCAUAUGGAAAAUAGUGAUUUUCUUAGUGCUCAUCAAACUGCCUUACUGUCUCUGCGGAGAGCUUUCAUUAUAUGUGGAUCUUAUGACUGCUUAUGAGACCCUGGUCUACCAGAAUGUGCAUUUUCUAUAAAGGACCAAAGGAGGUCCCCCUUCAGCAGUCCCUGUUAGUAAUGUAUGUACUCCUUCUCAACACAUGCUAGAAUUCUCCUAGAAACUGGACAUCUGAAAUGAUCUGCUCAGAACUCGAUGUCUUAGCUAUUUAGGUACAUCAUAGUAUAUUCACAUUGAGGCUUUCUUAAAAUAUAGACACAUACAUUUAUUUUUUUCAAAUCUUGGCAAAUUUUGGCCACUCUGUGAAAUAACAAUGAGAGGUGCUUUUUCUAAUGUUCUUUGACGGUAAAAUCAACCCAACAGUAGGCAUAUGUUUUAACCACAAAUCCAUGUAUGAUGCACCCCUGAGAGGGAACAGUGACUUACUGUAUAUUCAUUUAGCUCCUGAUGUGUUGUACUGGGAAAUGUGUAAUGUGAGUCUUGACAGCAAGAAUAAUAUAUUCCAUCUUGCAUGACAAGCCACAUCAGAGUACAUUUCUUUUCAUGUCACGUUUUAAUGACGUUGCUGGUUUUGAACGUCCUUGUGUCACUCUGCCUUCCUCACAUGAAGUAUUUCUCUUUUUGUUUGCAUAUGUUGUCCUUCUGUUCCUGUGUUUGUUUUCUUGGCAAUGAGUAGGAAAUUAUCAAUUGCAUUUGAAACUCUUUUUGGUCUGUAAAGUAUUGAUUUCUGAUUUACUUUGCUGUUUGCCUCAGAGAUGGCAGUAGCUGCUUUCGAGUAGGCUUGGAGGAUUUGGCUUAAGGGAGAGUAUUUAUGGUUACUUAAAAUGGGAGGUUUAUUUUCCUCUCUUGAUUAAUCAAGUGAGCCUGACACUUGCAUCAUACACACAGUAGAAACAGUUCAAAUGUGCUGUUCAAAAUACCCCUGCACAAAGAAGCCACCACUUCAGCAACACACUGCCUUCCAUUGACAUGCAAAGGCCCUUAAAGGUAAACUCAAGGGUGAAAAUUAGGACAAAGCACUACCUAGAAAACUGUGACACUGCUUGUGAACUUGUCUUUGUGUUAUUUCUUCUUUUUAGCGCAUUGUGCCCCAUCUUCAUUCAGGAUCAAGCAUUGUUUUCGCCAUAUUCAUCUGCUUUAUUUCAUUCCAUGUCAAGUUUAACAAAACGUCUAUUUUUUUGCUGUUAAAUGUGUGAUAUUUAAUUUUAAUGCUACAUAAACCUGAUUUUCCUGCAAGUCGUGUUUGGGAAAUAUUGCACGAUUUAAUCAUUUUUUAAUAGGCACAGCUGAGUGCUGUCCCCUCUAAUGGUGUUUCCCUGGCGCCAUGAACUGUCUGUUCAUGUGCAAACCUAGGCCAGAAAGGAGCUGGUUCUUGUGUAUGGAAGGAACUCUUUAAAGCCAUGGCUCCUCUCCUGGGCUAUUUGCUGUCUAAUAGUGCAAGGCCUGAUGCUGAGGUCAGCACAUAAUAGGAGAUGGAGCGUGAUGCGAGGUCUCUCACAUUAUGCUAUCAUUCACAGCUGGCAGUGUAUUUUUCUCAAAUGUGAAAUGGGCUAUUUUAGCACACUGUCUGGUUUUACCAAGUUUUUUGGACAAGGCCUUGUUGAAUGUGGCUCACUGCCAUAUUUACACUCACACCGUUGCAGGUACAAACACACCCAUAACAGGCUGCUUUUUCAGUCACAACAAGCAUCCAGUGUUUGUCAGUGUCAUCUUCCCCCUUCCCCCAAAACUGCACUGCACAGAAUAUUGCUUCACGCUACAACAGGCAACUGGUCAAGACCAGAGAAAUCCACAUGGAUUAUUUCAACCGCUAUUGUCUAAAGGCUUUGUUCAUUGUGAA